Messenger RNA from Ceratotherium simum simum (southern white rhinoceros), 960 nucleotides. It is a transcript of the gene C26H16orf90, whose product is annotated as chromosome 26 C16orf90 homolog. Lineage: Eukaryota; Metazoa; Chordata; Mammalia; Perissodactyla; Rhinocerotidae. The record is from RefSeq and is a predicted model, not a curated record.
CCACCCCCUAGGCAGGGGAGAGGAGAGAGCCCUGCUGCACAGGAGGCCCAGCAGCUCCUCCUCCACCACGCUGGCCCUCCAUGGAAGCCUUGGUCUGUGCGUUCUCUGAGCUGCGCAUAAGAGAAGAUGCAGUGAGUUGGGCCCAAGGACACCCCAGCCACCCCGACACGCCACCCAACAUCUAUGAGGGGGGACUGGGGGCCCAGCAGCAGCAGUGCCCCAGUGCCCAGGGAAGCAAGCCCAAGAACUUCCGGCUGCGCCACCUCCGGGGCCUGGCUCUCUACCUGCCGGGUCACAUGCAGCUCGCCAGCCAGUGUGAGAGCCACUGGCUGGGCCGGCUCAUGGCUGGGGGCUGCCUCCCACAGCCCGAGGGCAUGCAGCAGACUCUGGGCCCAGGUAAUAGCCACUGCUCAGCCCUUCUGGAAGCUCAACUGUCCAGGGAUAGCCUGGGAAAUACAGCUUCCAGUUCCAGCACGGACCCAGCCAAGGGUGCAUCCUCCCAGCCUGGUCCCCCCAAAGUCUUGGGGCUCAGGCCCAAGAGGUCCUGGGGGACCUCAGAGGAGUCUACAUGCCCCUUGUGCAAGAGAACCCGCUCUGAGGCUCUGGAGAGGCCAUAGGAUCUGAGUGCCAGGGCUGGUUCUCCUAGAUCGGGACAGGAGGGGAAAGGAUAGCCCAGGAGGAUGGGGAGGCAGGUCCAGAGAGGAGUGGCUUAGCUCCCACAGCAGCACCCCCAUACCGAGACACCCUGGCAGCUGCCCAGCACCAGAGCCUGGGCCAGCCUGGGGAAAACUCGAGGCGGGAGGGAGGCGGAGGCCUGGCAGGAGGGACAGAAAAAAUAGAAGCCUGGGUGUGCUCUUGUAGCCUGCUCCAACUCAAGUCGGUCACUUGUACCCGGGAGGCCGGGUUGAGCCGAGACUUGGCCAGAGCCCGCAGGUCUAAUCUCAAUAAAAGCCAAGCCCU